Molecule: messenger RNA, 2205 nt
Organism: Clarias gariepinus (North African catfish)
Lineage: Eukaryota; Metazoa; Chordata; Actinopteri; Siluriformes; Clariidae
Gene: plxdc2a
Product: plexin domain containing 2a
Source: RefSeq, a predicted model, not a curated record
AUGCCAUUCGCAGCGUCAAAUCUGCCGGAGUUAGAGCUCCUCAAAGGUGCCGUGUCAACCAACAGUUUCAGGAUUUUGAGCUCUGUGUUGGAAAUGGCAGCAAGAUUCAACGUGUUUCUCGGACUGUUCACAGCCAUUCAGUUGAAGUUUACCAUUGAGGAGUUGUCAAGAAGUGCAGUGGCGAGUGCAGAACUUCAGAGCUUUCAUGGAAUGCAGAGUGCAGCAACAGGUCUGAACAACCAAAGGGAAAAAGAGAAGGGUGGGCUGCCCUCCACUACACAGCCAAGUCCUGCUUGGGCCAGUCAUAUUCAGGAACAUGGGCAUUACCAGGAGCAUGGCAGGUCUGGAACUGAACGCCACCCUGAGGUGUUAACUAAUAAAAAACACACAAACAGCUCUCACUUUGAGCAAGACACAGAUCAUAUCUACUACAUUUCCAAAAUCUACCAGCCCGAAGAUGCUGCAGGGAAAGCCUUAUGGGUAAAUUUGAAAAAGAUGGACAAUGGAAAAGUUCAAAAAAUCCUUUCCAACACCCACAGACAAGCUUUGACAGUAAACCUGUCCUUUGAGUUUCCUUAUUAUGGACAUUUACUAAAAGAGAUAACAAUGACUACCGGUGGUUUCCUCUACACAGGAGACAUGAUUCAUAAGAUGCUGACAGCCACUCAGUAUAUUGCUCCGCUUAUGGCUAACUUUGACCCAAGUAUUUCCCCAAAUUCCACCAUCAUGUACUGUGAUAAUGGCACAGCAUUUAUUGUGCAGUGGGACCACGUUUACCUCCAAGAUGACCCAGAUUUGGGCAGUUUCACGUUCCAGGCUGUGUUGUACAGCGAUGGCAGGAUAACUUUUGCCUACAAGGAGAUUCCUGUUGGUAUCAAUAAAAUUAGAUCAGAGAAUCAUCCAGUGAAAGUUGGCCUUUCUGAUGCAUUUGUGGUGCUUCAUAAGAUUCAGCAGAUUCCAGAUGCAGAUAUCCGAAGGAGAACAAUAUACGAGUACCAUCGAGUUGAGCUGUUGAAAUCCAAAAUCAUCAACUCCAGUGCUAUUGAGUUGCUCCCUCUUCCAACCUGCCUGCAGUUCUCCAGCUGUGACAGCUGUGUUACAGCAGACAUUGGCUUCGACUGUAGCUGGUGCAGCCGCCUACAAAGAUGUUCCAGUGGCUUCGACCGAAAUCGUCAGGAUUGGGUUGACAGCGGUUGUUUGGAUGAGAUAAAGAAGCAGAGCUGCAGUGAAACGUUCAAACCACAUGCUGAAAGCACUGGGCCUGCAAUCGAUAACACAGCAGCAUCUACAUCCACAGCCCAGCCCAGCAGAUACAGCAGUGACAUCAGUGCUAUAUCAUCCACUAUUACUCAUCCCACCUCCCUGUCUGCUGAGCACUCUGAAGCAGGAAGGGCAGGCGAGCAAAAUGCAAGGCUGCAGACCGGUCUGCUUGUUAGCAUCCUCCUCAUUGUGUUGCUGAUGGUGACUGCAGUAAUGGCUACAAUCUACAUGUACCACCAUCCCACCUCCAGCGCAAGCCUCUUCUUCAUCGAGAGACGACCAACACACUGGCCUGUAAUGAAGUUUCGGAGGGGUUCCGGUCACCCAGCCUAUGCUGAAGUGGAAGCUAUGGGAGUAGACAAAGAAGGCUUCCUUUUAAUAGAGCCGAAGGACAGCUUCAUCACUGCAGACAGACGAGAGAGCUCAAUUACAACAGACCAAAGAGAUGGUUUUAUUGUGCCUGACCAAAAGGAGAAAUUUCUCACUGUGGGACAUCACUGACAUGCACUGAGCCCAAUCUGGAAAAGAGACUACAAAAGAAAUAUACCUCAAGCAGUUACUAUUUCUCCUGUCAAUUGUUUUUAUUGUUUUAACAAAUGCUGACACAAAUCAAUUUUGAUAGAAUUGUGAAAAUAUUGACUUGAUAUUUUGAAAAUAGAAUCAUGGUUUGUUGGAUGUCAAAAAUUUUGCACUACAUAGAUUUUUCUUUUUUAUAAUUGGACAAAAAGGAAAUGAUCUUUUACUAUGUAUAUAUACACACACUAUUGUUCAAAUACUUUUAACUAUUAUCAACAUAAAUAAAAAACAUGUAAACACUAAUAUAAUAUUACAGAAAGAAAUUUAAUACAUACUAAUAAUUACAGAUUUGUAUGAACACACACAUUAUAUACACGCACACACACACACACACACACACACAUAUAUAUAUAUAUAUAUAUAUAUAUA